Molecule: messenger RNA, 957 nt
Organism: Malassezia pachydermatis
Lineage: Eukaryota; Fungi; Basidiomycota; Malasseziomycetes; Malasseziales; Malasseziaceae
Product: protein n-terminal asparagine amidohydrolase
Exons: 3
Coding region: 1-957 (318 amino acids)
Biological process (GO): protein catabolic process
Molecular function (GO): protein-N-terminal glutamine amidohydrolase activity; protein-N-terminal asparagine amidohydrolase activity
Source: RefSeq, a predicted model, not a curated record
AUGCGUGUCGCAUGUGUGCAAUUUGACCCUGUUCGCCGGCAACCGCAGAAGAAUGCAGAGUCUGUGCAAACGCUCACCGAGAGUCUUCAGCCGGAACAAGUGGAUUUGAUUGUCCUGCCUGAGAUGGCGUUGACAGGAUACAUUUUCGACAGCUUGGACGACAUCGAACCGUUCUUGGAGGACCCAUUUGCUGGGGAUAGUAAAACGUUGUCGUUGACCAAGGCGUUAGCGAAGCGAUGUGAAUGCUACGUCAUUGCCGGCUUUCCUGAACGUGCGAGUGCCAGAGCGCUUCAGGAGGUGGGCGACGCCUCCUCGAAAUUUGAUGCACGCACACCUAUGAACACAGAAAGUGCCUCGGCCUACUUGCCGAAACAUAAGCACAAAGCUUUCAAUUCCGCCAUGCUGGUCGAUUCCUCGGGCGCCCUUGUCAAGGUAUUCCGUAAACACUUCUUGUACGAAACCGACACGACAUGGGCCGAUGAAGGCACGGGCUUCGAAUACAUUGACCUCCCUAGCAUUGGUCGCGUAUGUGUGGCCAUCUGCAUGGAUCUGAACCCUUAUACACUGGAAGGCGAGUUUGAUAAGUACGAGCUGGCCAAGUACUGCACCCGUAACAAAGUCGACUACCUCGUGAUGCCGAUGAAUUGGCUACUGCCGGAAGAGGAGGUAGAGAACUAUGAAAUUGGCACUAGCAACGAUGCACAGCCCUGUGUGGCCAACAUCCACUACUGGGUCGCUCGCUGUGUCCCGCUGUGGGUGCCAGGCAUGUCCAAGCCAGAACACGACGGCCACAAAAUUUGUUUCAUUGCUUGCAAUCGCGUUGGCAAGGAGGGCAAUACCAUCUUUUCUGGCUCCUCGGCCGUGAUUUCGUUCACGACAGGCGAUCGUGCAGACCUCCUUGGCGCUAUGGGUACCAAGACGCAAGGCGUCUUGCUUCUGGAUACGGCUUCUUCAUAA